Messenger RNA from Macrosteles quadrilineatus (aster leafhopper), 866 nucleotides. Its product is annotated as peptidoglycan-recognition protein LF-like. The record is from RefSeq and is a predicted model, not a curated record. The transcript has 5 exons. Gene Ontology annotation, molecular function: N-acetylmuramoyl-L-alanine amidase activity; zinc ion binding. Gene Ontology annotation, biological process: peptidoglycan catabolic process. Bases 80 to 814 code for a protein of 244 amino acids. NCBI's taxonomy places the organism in Eukaryota, Metazoa, Arthropoda, Insecta, Hemiptera, Cicadellidae.
AAUACUAUUGAAAUAUCCAUGUACAUUUUAUUGGAUAGUCAUUUCUAAUUAAAACACAAAAAUAUAUCUUAGCUUCAAUAUGGAUUCAAAAUGGGAUGAUGAGCAGACUCUAAAAAAGAUUCUUCCAAAAGAAGUAGUUAAAAUAGAAGAUUGGCAAGUGAAGAAGAUAAAGAAGAAACGAAGAAACAGGUUACCUGUUGGAAAGGUGAUUUUUUCCAACACCAACACUAGACCUUGCUAUACCAAAGAUCACUGUUUACAUGACCUAAAGAAGUUCCACGAAACUCAAAUAGAAAAGGGCUCCGAAGACAUCCGUUAUAAUUUUCUGAUAGGUAAAGAUGGACAUAUAUACGAAGGAAUGGGUUGGAGAAAUCAACCAGAAAAUGCCAAGACUUAUUUUUCAAAAAAGGAAAAGAAGAAGAGCACUUCUAACAACGGGCAAAUCAACAUUGCUUUUAUAAAUGACAAAGACCUAAAGCCAUCUUUUAUACAAAUUAAGAGAGCAAUGGGGCUUAUUAUACAGGGUAUUCAAGAUAAGUACGUAUCCAAUACUUUCAAAAUUAUAAGAGACGAUGACUGUCGAUAUCUGUUCCAAAUAACAGACUUUCACAACACCUUGCUUGGAUUAAUGGGACAAGAAGCUAACAUUGAAUCUGACCCGGAAAGCAGUGAUGAUGAAACGGAAAAGGAUCUGAUUGCUCCAAGGUAUUUUGAACCGUUCGAGUUUGACGGUGUUGAAGAAGAUUACAAGCCAGAAGACGAAUAUGAAACAAUAUAUCACAAGGUCCGGGACAUGGAUCCAGACUUUUUUUAGGCAUCAAAAUAAAUUAGUUUUGUAGGCAUAAGCAAUGUGUAUUAAUUAAAAU